CCAAUUUCCACACGACACCGUUUGACCACCAAACCCUAAAAGCUUCAUUUCUCUUCUCUCUCUCUCUCUCUCCUCCUCUUCGCCUACUACCUCACCAUUUUCUCACUUUCUCUCUCCGUUACUGAAUAACACUGCCUCUUCUCUCCUCUCAUCGCCGGCUCGCCGAGGUUCCACCAACAGAAGCCGCCACGCUCUUCCUCUGUCGGUCUAUCUCCGUCUCAGAAAUCCUCUGUUCCGCCUCCCUCUCGUUUUUUCUCUCGCCGUUACUCAGUCCCAACCUCUCCUCCCUUCUCUCUGAUCCAUCAGCUUUCCACCAAGAGCAACCCCAACCUUGCAUAAAAUCACACAAAACAGGGUGUGGUUUCAUCAGAGACGACGAAAACGGCAGCCAUCGGGUCUGGGUGUAAGGAUCUCUGAGAUCUUCCGACUCUCUGUUUCUGCUGAUCCUGAGUUAGAAGCAAUUAGACGCAGAAGAAGGCAAGAGCUUAUGGCUCAACAUGGAGUGGCUGAUCCUGAGUUAGAAGCAAUUAGACGCAGAAGAAUGCAGGAGCUUAUGGCUCAACAUGGAGUGGGAAAUCAACAAAAUUCUGAACAGCAGAAUGCUCAGGAAGAUGCCAAGAGGGAGGCAGAAGAACGGAGGCAAAUGAUGCUUAGUCAGAUUUUGUCAGCUGAAGCACGAGAACGACUUGCUCGAAUAGCUUUGGUAAAGCCUGAGAAAGCAAGAGGUGUUGAAGACGUUAUACUAAAUGCUGCGCAAAGAGGUCAGAUAGUUGAGAAGGUUUCUGAAGAAAGGCUCAUAUCAUUGCUGGAGCAAAUUAACACCCAAACAUCUAAACAAACCAGAGUCACAAUCCAGAGGCGUCGGAGCGUUCUCGAAGACGAUGAUUAGCUCUUUAUCUGGAACUGUGUUAAAGUAAAUAACAUGAUGCUUUUGAGUGUGGUUCGGUAACGAUGCAAUGCUUUGUUGGUUGUUUGUUAACAAAAUGCAGAAUCGUAUUUUGCUUAGUGCAAUGUAAUGUUAUGUUGACGAUUCGAAGUUCUCAUACUUCUGGUUUCAAUAUUCGUAUCUUUUGGGUGU
Juglans microcarpa x Juglans regia is the source of this 1078-nucleotide messenger RNA. Its product is annotated as DNA-binding protein DDB_G0278111. Gene Ontology annotation, molecular function: DNA binding. The record is from RefSeq and is a predicted model, not a curated record. Lineage: Eukaryota; Viridiplantae; Streptophyta; Magnoliopsida; Fagales; Juglandaceae. Bases 488 to 889 code for a protein of 133 amino acids. The transcript is spliced from 8 exons. Gene Ontology annotation, cellular component: cytosol; nucleus.